Messenger RNA from Oryza sativa Japonica Group (Japanese rice), 1911 nucleotides. RefSeq lists its product as uncharacterized. NCBI's taxonomy places the organism in Eukaryota, Viridiplantae, Streptophyta, Magnoliopsida, Poales, Poaceae. The record is from RefSeq and is a predicted model, not a curated record. Gene Ontology annotation, molecular function: RNA polymerase II cis-regulatory region sequence-specific DNA binding; DNA-binding transcription factor activity, RNA polymerase II-specific. Gene Ontology annotation, cellular component: nucleus. Gene Ontology annotation, biological process: regulation of DNA-templated transcription.
AACACCCUUUUGUCUGCCAGCUCACCUCUUCAAACGUUGCAUGCACUUGGUGUACACAACCUCCUGGGCUAUACGGACAGCUUAAAAGAGACCUGGAAGGUUAUAAUCUAGCUCUAUUUGUGACCAUUGGAUCACUUCACAGAUGAACGGCUGAUGCAUUCCCUCUUCUCCUAUAUAAAGAGAGGACUCAGGUCUCCAUCACACUAUUCUAUCCCCUUAUUGACUUUCUCUCAAUCGACCUCAUUCUGUCUUUCCUAGAAAAUCCUCCACCCACAAUCAAAAAUCUAUGCUUCCAACCUCAAAGAACAAGUUGAUGGCGGCUGCAGGUAACUCCUUCCUCAACCAAGAUCCGACGAUGAUGGGAUCUGGGAUGCCGCAUAUGUACUUUGCAAGCUCUAGCCAUGGCACCGGUGCCCACUACCAAAGUCCUGGUGGUGCUCCCAUCACCAUGGCAGUCCCGGACAUGGGGUUUCUUGUUGCAGGGAUAGGCAUAGCUCCAUCUAGCUUUGUGAUGCCAGAGGGGGCCCUAGCAGCUAGCUAUAGCGCCAUGGCUACCGUUCCAGUAGGGGUUGUUGUUCCUCAACAGCAGUCGUCACGAUUUGGGGGCAACAAUGGUAACCCUGGGUCGUUCAAAGGAGCAUGGACAAGGCAAGAAGAUGAAGUUCUCAAACAAAUGGUGAUACUCCAUGGAGAUCGUAAGUGGGCAACGAUUGCAAAGAGCCUCCCAGGUCGGAUCGGGAAGCAGUGUCGCGAAAGAUGGACCAAUCAUUUGCGCCCAGACAUCAAGAAGGACGUCUGGACUGAGGAGGACGACAGGAUGCUGAUCGAAGCACACAAGACUUAUGGGAACCGUUGGUCAGUAAUCGCAAGAUGCCUCCCUGGCCGGUCGGAGAAUGCUGUCAAGAACCAUUGGAACGCGACUAAGCGGAGCCUGAAGUCGAAGCGUCGGAUGAAGAAGAAGAGCGUGCAAGUGGUGAAUUCACCGCCGGGGCAGCUCUCCCCCCUUGAAGAGUACAUCCGCAGCCAGUACCCGUCGGCCGUUGAGACCACACCGCCGCCACCGGCCGUGCCUGCACCGCCUUCCGACGUCAUUGUGCACGGUGCCGGAUCGGUCAGCGCAGGUCCAACCGUUGCCACACAGGAGCCCACCGGCACCAACCCAUCGGAAAUGGGGAUCUACCUUGGCCUGGGUAACCCGGCUGGACCGACCACCCAGCAGCUAGCGGCGAUGAACCUGAACAUGUCACUGGCGCCGGACCUCAACGCCUACAACGAUCAGCGAGAGGGGUACUACCUCCCGUUCGUCCCGCAGGGCAACCUGCACUAUGGGAUGCAUGUGCCGGCACCGCCGGUGCAGCAGCAGCAGCAGCAAGGGAUUAGCGUUGAUCAGGGCCUGCAUUCUUCUUGCCUGAGCCUGUACCACCCGUUCCCGGGAACCCACCCGGUUAGCCUGGAUUUCGGUUGCCAAUCCAGCAACCAUGCCAACGCAGGUGGCUACUACAGUGAAGCUGGCCCAAGCAGCGGCAGUGGCAGCGGCGACCCUGACGACGUCGACGUCAUCCAGAUGGCCUCCAGGCAGUUCCUGAUGCCGUCCGAGGCUGAGGUCACUCUCGACCUGACCAGGUUCAAGUGAGGUUCGCAGUGCCAGUGCCAAUGCCAUAUCACCGCUCGGUUAAUAAAUUUAUCUUUUGUUUUAGCAGCUCCUGUUACCUUUCUCCAAGUACAAUGCAUACCUGACUGUAUGACUGCAGUGCGCGUUUAAGCUUUUCUUGUAUUUCUGUUUGGUACAUUCGGUGAUCAUUCGAGCUUUGCAUUGUCCAUGUGGUGUACUGGUGUGGGAACUUUAACUUGUUGUACUAGUACCUUUUAUGCAUGGAUCAAUGUGUGGAUUUCAUAGUUUUCCCCCUAAAA